UUUUCUCUUUCAUAUAUUUCACACAUGGCCUCUAGAUUGUUGCUGCCUAAAUUCAGUAAGCCUCUUUUAGGCAAUUUACAUUAUCGCCGUAGUUUAGCAACUGCUACCAACUUACUUCCUUCUUUGCGUAAAACCAUUUUACCUAAUGGUUUUACAGUAGCCACCGAAGAGAAUCCUGCUUCACAAACAGCCACUGUAGGUGUCUGGAUUGAUGCUGGAUCUCGUGCAGAAAACGUCAAGAACAAUGGCGCUGCUCACUUUUUAGAACAUAUGGCCUUCAAAGGCACAAAAUCAAGAACACAACGCGAUUUGGAACUUCAGAUUGAAAAUAUGGGAGGACACUUGAACGCCUAUACUUCCCGUGAACAAACAGUUUAUUAUGCAAAAGCUUUCAAAUACGAUGUUCCUCAAGCAGUUGAAAUUCUUUCUGAUAUUCUUCAAUACUCCACACUUGAUCCUGGCGCUAUUGAAAGAGAACGUGAUGUUAUUCUUAGAGAACAAGAAGAAGUUGAAAAACAAAUGGAAGAAGUUGUGUUUGAUCAUUUACAUGCCACAGCUUUCAAAAAUGAAUCUUUAGGCUUGACUAUUUUGGGUCCUAAAGAAAACAUCCAGUCACUCACCCGUGACGAUCUUUCGAAUUACAUUAAAACCAACUACACUGGUGAGCGUAUGAUUCUUGUCGGCACAGGUGGUGUGGAUCAUGAUGCACUUGUUAACCUUGCUGAACAGCAUUUUGGUCGACUACCCAACAAGCUUGAUGCUUCUACUAGCAAGAGCGCUAUGAAGAAAGCUGUCUUUACAGGCUCUGAUUUUCGUGUGAUGGAUAAAGGACAACAAGCCCACAUUGCUGUUGCAGUAGAAGGUGCCAGUUGGACAUCACCCGAUUAUUUCCCUCUCUUGGUAAUGCAAUCCAUCAUUGGCUCUUGGGAUCGUUCUUUGGGUGCUACUGGCCAUAUGGAUUCUCGCUUAUCUUCCGUGUUACAUAACCAACAAUUAGCCAACUCAUUCAUGUCUUUCAACACAUCUUACAAGGACACAGGUCUUUGGGGUAUUUACUUGAUUACUGAAAACAAGGAACGUAUUGAAGACUUACUUCGAUCUACAAAGAAUGAAUGGGCUCGAUUAUCUAGCUCUGUUACCAAUGAAGAAGUGCAACGCGCCAAACAACAACUAAAAGCAGGCUUAUUGUUAAGUUUGGAUGGUAGUACACCUAUUGCUGAAGACAUUGGCCGCCAAUUGUUAACAUCUGGAGACCGUAUGUCACCUAAGGAAGUAGAACAAUUGGUUGCUCAGGUUACAGUAGAAGAUGUGCGACGUGUAGCCCAAACUUAUUUACAGCGCGAUGCAGCUGUUGUCGGCAUUGGCGCAGUUGAUAACAUGCCUGAUUUUAAUCGUCUCUAGAGAAUAAAACGGAUUUUAUACUACA
Gilbertella persicaria is the source of this 1426-nucleotide messenger RNA. RefSeq names its product Metalloenzyme, LuxS/M16 peptidase-like protein. The transcript has 3 exons. Gene Ontology annotation, cellular component: mitochondrion. The record is from RefSeq and is a predicted model, not a curated record. Gene Ontology annotation, molecular function: metalloendopeptidase activity; metal ion binding. Bases 25 to 1401 code for a protein of 458 amino acids. Lineage: Eukaryota; Fungi; Mucoromycota; Mucoromycetes; Mucorales; Choanephoraceae.